UAUUUGUAUGUUUCAUGUGAUCUUCUUUCCUCCAAAUUGAGUACCCACAUAACUAGCCGGAAAAAAGGCAUCGUUUUCCGGGCACUUUUUGACUGUAUUGCCGGAGUUUGCCGGAAAACGUUUAAGGUUGAAAGUAGUGGGUUUUCUUGAUUGAGAUUGAAUAUGAACGGUGGAAGUAACAGCAUAGAGACUGUAAAUGCUGCGGCGACUGCGAUAGUUUCUGCUGAGACUCGAGUCCAACCAACAACAGUUCAGAAGAGAAGAUGGGGAAGCUGCUGGAGUCUGUACUGGUGUUUUGGGUCUUAUAAACAGAGCAAACGAAUAGGUCAUGCCGUCCUCGUUCCAGAACCUACACUGUCUGGUGUUGCAGGCCCUGCUGCUGAAAAUCUCAAUCACUCAACUACCAUAGUAAUACCCUUCAUUGCCCCUCCCUCAUCUCCUGCAUCCUUCCUCCAAUCUGAUCCUCCCUCUGCUACCCAAUCACCAGCUGGAUUUCUGUCCCUCACUUCCCUUUCUGCCAGUGCCUACUCAUCAGGUGGGACUGCCUCUAUUUUUGCCAUUGGUCCUUAUGCUCAUGAGACUCAGUUGGUCUCGCCACCAGUAUUUUCUACUGUCACCACCGAACCAUCCACUGCUUCUUUCACUCCUCCUCCUGAACCUGUGCAACAGACAACACCUUCAUCACCUGAAGUGCCAUUUGCUCAGCUUUUGUCAUCAUCGCUGGCCCGUGGUCGAAGAAAUAGUGGGACCAGUCAGAAAUUCUCACUGUCCCAGUACGACUUCCAGCCUUAUCAGCCAUACCCAGGCAGUCCAGGUAGUCACCUUAUAUCACCAGGCUCGGCAAUUUCGAAUUCUGGCACCUCUUCACCUUUCCCUGAUAAACGCCCAAUUGGAUUUCGUGUGGGGGAAGCUCCCAAAUUUAUUGGCUACGAACACUUUACAACUCGUAAGUGGGGUUCGAGGCUAGGUUCAGGAUCUUUAACACCUAGUGGUUGGGGUUCAAGGCUAGGUUCUGGAACGAUAACACCAAAUGGUUGGGGUUCAAGGUUAGGUUCUGGAACUUUGACACCAAAUGGUGGAGAACUGGCCUCUCGAGACAGUAUACUCCUAGAGAACCAAAUUUCUGAAGUGGUAUCACUUGCCAACUCAGACCAUGGAUCUCCGAAUGAGGAAAUUGUACUUACUCACCGUGUAUCAUUUGAGUUAACCGGUGGGGAGAUUCCAAGUUGUCUGGAAAAGGCACCCAGCUUAUCAGGUGGGACUGUAUCAGCAUCUAUAGAGGAUGCAGUAGCCAAAAGCACUGCUGAAGGAGAUGUGAUUUUGAGAAAUGCAGAGAGUUGUAAUGAAUGUUGUGUUGGGGAAGUUUUGAAUGAGAUACCUGGGAAAGCUUUAGGAGAGGAGGAUUGUCAUCGUAAGCAUCAUCGCAUCACUCUGGGUUCAAGCAAAGAUUUCAAUUUUGACAACACAAAGGGAGAAGUAUCUGACAAAUCCAACAGCGGCACUGAGUGGUGGACCAAUGAAAAGAUUGUUGGGAAAGAGUUCGAGCCCCAAAAGAAGUGGACUUUCUUCCCAAUGCUGCAGNAAACGUCGUUUUGUGUGUUCGUUUCGAGGAAGAAUACCUUUACUGUCCAGCUGAUGAUCUGUUCCCAUAGAACAAAUAGAAAUUUGGGAAUGGUCAUUUAUUGA
Messenger RNA from Ilex paraguariensis (yerba mate), 1686 nucleotides. The record is from the annotation of a GenBank genome assembly. Lineage: Eukaryota; Viridiplantae; Streptophyta; Magnoliopsida; Aquifoliales; Aquifoliaceae.